Hippocampus zosterae (dwarf seahorse) is the source of this 1172-nucleotide messenger RNA. It is a transcript of the gene hmox2a, whose product is annotated as heme oxygenase 2a. Gene Ontology annotation, biological process: response to oxidative stress; heme catabolic process; heme oxidation. Lineage: Eukaryota; Metazoa; Chordata; Actinopteri; Syngnathiformes; Syngnathidae. Gene Ontology annotation, molecular function: heme oxygenase (decyclizing) activity; heme binding. The transcript has 4 exons. The record is from RefSeq and is a predicted model, not a curated record. The coding region runs from base 1 to 513 and encodes 170 amino acids.
AUGGUGGCCCACGUGUACACCCGCUAUAUGGGGGAUCUCUCGGGUGGACAGAUCCUCAAGAAAGUAACCCAGAGGGCACUUAAGCUCCUCUCAUCUGGAGAGGGACUCAACUUCUACCAGUUUGAGGGCAUCCAUAGUCACAGCGGCUUCAAGCGGCUUUACAGGAGUAGGAGGAACAAGAUCGAGCUGGACACUGACACCAAGCGGAAGAUCGUGGAAGAGUCCAACAGACCUUUUGGCUUCAACAUGAUGGUGUUCACAGAGCUUGACGAGAUUGGAAAAAGAAUCCCAGAGCAAGCACAAGAGGAAGCCUUUGGGCAUGGUCAUGCUGAAAUCAUGCAAGGGGAAGAGAUCAAUAAGUGCCCAUACUACGUGGCUAAAAUGGGUACCAGCGGAAAUCCCACAUACAUUUGCCAGUUUGCCACGGCUCUCCUGCAACACAUGCCCUCUCAGGUAAUGCUGACCGCUUGGAUCGCUCUCUUUGCCGGCUUCACAGCCUGGUACCUUCUGUAAACUUUAACAAUACACUGCAUGCCAUACACAGGUAAAUGUUGUAUUUUACAACAAUACUUGAAUACUGUAUUUAUAAUCUCAUAAUUACCAGAAAGCGUGUGGAGGAGAAAGCAAAGUGGGGAAGGUCUCUGUACACAAUACAUGUGUACAGUCAAUGAACAGUCAAUAAAUGGAACAAAUUGGCUCUGCAAUCUUCUCUCUGUAUUAUAGAAGCAGCAGCCAGAGCAAAUUGCCACUGCCCUGACAAAUGCAAUAUUUUGUUUGCGGUUCAAUUAAAAAAAAGAAACAAGAGUUGAUGUGCUAAAUCCUUCCCACCCCCAAACUCCCCAAAUAAAUAAAGUGCCCACAUCUAUUGUGAUACAAGUUUAAUGUCACAAGUGUUUGAUACUUCUUCCGGUAUUUAUGCAAUUAUUAGAUACAUGAGAAUCUGAAAAUUGUAGAAACACUCUUCUUCAGAACAACUGUAACCAAAUUGUAAAUUAAUUCAAGGACUCACUUGUAUAAUGUUAAUCCAAUGCAAAAGCUUUCAAUUACAGUACAUUGUACUUAACUGUACUAAAACACACUCUUCUAUAAUGUUUUGGGUUGCUCUGAGUGAGGUUUGAAACGUUAAUAAUUCAGUCUUUGCAUCAUCUAACAUUAUCAUAACACACAUAAAA